This is a messenger RNA of Aegilops tauschii subsp. strangulata, 1176 nucleotides long. Lineage: Eukaryota; Viridiplantae; Streptophyta; Magnoliopsida; Poales; Poaceae. The record is from RefSeq and is a predicted model, not a curated record.
AUGGAGGAGAUUGCGUCAAGUUCAGGCACGGCCAAUUCUGAUCUGGAAGCAAUGAUGGCAGAGCUGGGGUUGAAAGAGGAUGAACUCCAGGAUGUGGUGGUGGACGAAGGCGAUCUGCCGGAGGAGGCAACUCGUUGGAUGGCGAUUGCUAGGGUUCACACCGAAAAACCCUAUAGCCAGUAUUGGUUCUAUAGGAAUAUGAGAGUGGCCUGGGACUUGGCACAGGAGAAGAAGAUCAGACCGCUCGAGGAGAAUCUCUACUCGAUGCAAUUUUCAUGUCACGGUGAUUGGGAAAGAGUGAUGGAGGAAGGACCAUGGUCCUUUAAGGGGAAGGCAGUGGUAAUGGCUCCGUAUGAUGGGUUCACGAAGCCUACCCUUAUUGAGUUAAACAAAAUUGAAAUAUGGAUACAAAUUCAUGAUCUUCCAGAUGGUUUCUUCCCCAAAGUCAAGGCCUUAUCAGCAACGGUGGAAGAAUUCAUAUUUGCCGAACCUAAGUCACAAGACUUUGAAGGGAAUUUUGUUCGUGUUCGUGUAAGGAUUGAUGUAACCAAGCCUCUCAAGAAUGAUGUUUCACUUGUGAUCAGGAAGAAAGACACAAUGGAACGGGUAAUCUUUAGGGUGAAAUAUGAGAGGUUACCUGAUUGGUGUGCUGUAUGUGGUAAUUUGGGACAUCUGUUCAAGGAGUGCGGAGAUGGGAUCCAUCCUCCCAAGGCACUGGUAUUCAAGGAUCUCAAGGCAAGCUGGUUCAGAGGACCGGGAAGAGGGCCUGGAGAAGGAAGUGGAUCUAGGGGAGGCCGUGGCAGGGGCCGUAACGGAAGGGGAGGAGGCCGUGUAAGCACGCAGUUCAACCCCUACAGCAGCCAGGAACAUGAAGAUACAGAAUUUUCAGGGAAGGAUGUCCCCAUGCAGGAUGCAGAACAGAACAGGAAGAGAGGGGCAGUAGUGGCAGUAGAUCCGAGGAAAGUCCAGAAGGAUCCAACCAAAGCGGGUGCUGCAACGCCUUUGAUGCUUCUCCCUUCGGAGUCACCUUCUAGUCCUCCGCCUAAACAGGAACAGAAGAGGAAUAAGCCAAGUCCAACUGCGAGUGAAAGUGGUACGGGGAAGAAUCCAGUCCUCAACAAAAACUCUGAUGCGCGUGUGGCGGGCCUCCCAGGGGGGUCGCGCCUAGCGCAAUGA